Molecule: messenger RNA, 2035 nt
Organism: Cervus elaphus (red deer)
Lineage: Eukaryota; Metazoa; Chordata; Mammalia; Artiodactyla; Cervidae
Gene: OXTR
Product: oxytocin receptor
Exons: 2
Coding region: 435-1610 (391 amino acids)
Biological process (GO): female pregnancy; positive regulation of vasoconstriction; maternal process involved in parturition
Cellular component (GO): membrane
Molecular function (GO): vasopressin receptor activity; oxytocin receptor activity; peptide binding
Source: RefSeq, a predicted model, not a curated record
GCCCCAGUCCGGGAGGAAACUGGUUAUGUUCCUCCCUCUCCUUCAGUGGAAGCGACUGUCUUAAGGAACUGCGGGUCCGGUAGAUUCCCGCUCAUUUCCAGUGUCUCAGAAGUAUCUCAAACGGGAGUUUCUAGGACGGCCGCCCAGCAACCCCAGGGCCGGCGGUGGUGGCCCUAGUCCUAGAUGAUUUGGGGUUCCUGGGAAGGGGACAGCUGAGGCAUACCUGCGUCGGGAGAGAAACGCACGGUCUUCUCACGGCCCUCGGGGUUUGUUUCAGAGUCCGACCCAGCAGAUCGGUCCGCGGAGUCUCAGGGAGGGGAACCCGGGAGCCCCCACCACGCCCCCAGGCACGCCGGGACUGCGCGUCGGGCCCCGCCCCGCGCGCCGCGCCUUAAAGGGCUCGAAGGCCGGGGCGCACCGCGGUGGCCACGGUCAUGGAGGGUGCGUUUGCUGCAAACUGGAGCGCUGAGGCGGUUAACGGGAGCGCGGCGCCGCCGGGAGCCGAGGGCAACCGCACCGCCGGGCCGCCACAGCGCAACGAGGCCCUGGCACGGGUGGAAGUGGCCGUGCUGUGCCUCAUCCUGUUCCUGGCGCUGAGCGGCAACGCGUGCGUGCUGCUGGCGCUGCGCACCACGCGCCACAAGCACUCGCGCCUCUUCUUCUUCAUGAAGCACCUGAGCAUAGCCGACCUGGUGGUGGCGGUGUUCCAGGUGCUGCCGCAGCUUCUGUGGGACAUCACGUUCCGCUUCUACGGGCCCGACCUGCUGUGCCGCCUCGUCAAGUACCUGCAGGUGGUGGGCAUGUUCGCGUCCACCUACCUGCUGUUGCUCAUGUCGCUUGACCGCUGCCUGGCCAUCUGCCAGCCGCUGCGCUCACUGCGCCGCCGCACCGACCGCUUGGCGGUACUCGCCACAUGGCUCGGCUGCCUGGUGGCCAGCACGCCGCAGGUGCACAUCUUCUCGCUGCGCGAGGUGGCGGACGGCGUCUUCGACUGCUGGGCAGUUUUCAUCCAGCCCUGGGGGCCCAAGGCCUACAUCACGUGGAUCACGCUCGCCGUCUAUGUUGUGCCGGUCAUCGUGCUUGCCGCCUGCUACGGCCUCAUCAGCUUCAAGAUCUGGCAGAACUUACGGCUCAAGACGGCGGCGGCGGCGGCCGAGACUGCCGCUGGGGCUGAGGGCGCGGCGGCAGACUGCGAGGGGCGGGCGGCUCUGGCCCGCGUCAGCAACGUCAAGCUCAUCUCUAAGGCCAAGAUCCGCACGGUCAAGAUGACCUUCAUCAUCGUGCUGGCCUUCAUCGUGUGCUGGACGCCAUUCUUUUUCGUGCAGAUGUGGAGUGUAUGGGAUGCCGAUGCGCCCAAGGAAGCCUCGGCUUUCAUCAUCGCCAUGCUCCUCGCCAGCCUCAACAGCUGCUGCAACCCCUGGAUCUACAUGCUCUUCACAGGCCACCUCUUCCAAGAACUUGUGCAGCGCUUCCUCUGCUGCUCAUUCCGCCGCCUGAAAGGCAGCCGGCCUGGGGAGACGAGCAUCAGCAAAAAGAGCAACUCGACCACCUUUGUCCUGAGCCAGCACAGCUCCAGCCACAGGAGAUGCUCACAGCCAUCCGCGGUGUGACUGAUGGGGCCAGGAGCGCCCUCCUUGGCUUGGACUGUGCGGCAGCGACAGUCUGGUUCUUGGUGGCUGUGUGCAUGUGUGUAUAAGGUACCUUUCAGUUUGUACCCCUCUGUACUUUGGGCAGCUGGAGCUGGGUGGGGAAGCAACCCCCAUGGGGAAAGAUGGUAGGGUGAGUCAACCAUCAAGCCAAGCCCCGGGUCUUCCGUAGGCUCCCACGGGUACUUCUCCUGCCCUGACCCCACUGCUGCCUUCCUUUAACAGUAAGUCCCCUACAUAAGAAUGAGUUCUGUUCUGAGAGCACGUUUGUAAGUCUAAUUUGUUAGUAAGUCUAACAAGGUUAGACUAGGUACCCAACUAACACAGCCAGCUCUAUAGUACUGUACUAUAAUAGGUUUAUAAUACUUUUCACACAAGUAAUACAUACA